Molecule: messenger RNA, 2278 nt
Organism: Rhincodon typus (whale shark)
Lineage: Eukaryota; Metazoa; Chordata; Chondrichthyes; Orectolobiformes; Rhincodontidae
Product: microtubule-actin cross-linking factor 1-like
Exons: 15
Coding region: 5-2095 (696 amino acids)
Biological process (GO): intermediate filament cytoskeleton organization; regulation of microtubule-based process; regulation of focal adhesion assembly
Cellular component (GO): membrane; intermediate filament; cytoplasm
Molecular function (GO): structural molecule activity; cadherin binding; microtubule binding
Source: RefSeq, a predicted model, not a curated record
GAAGAUGCUACGGAGUUGGAUCGAUGAAAUGGAUCAGCGUCUGGAGGUUCAGAAGGACAGUGCUGUUGACAACAAUGACAUUAAACAGCAGCUCGCCCAGCAUCAGGAAUUACAGAAAGAACUGCAAGGGAGAAGGGCAGAUUAUGAAGUGACACUGAGAAUUGGGCAGGUGUUAAUGGACAAGGCGAAACAUCCAGGAGAUUGUGAAUUGCUGCUGGCGCUAGUGACAGACCUGAGUGAACACUGGAACAGCCUGAAUGGCAAAUCUCUUCAGAGGCAGUCCAUGAUUGAAGAAGUUUUACUGUUUUCGGGUAGAUUGACUGAAUCUCUUCAGAUGAUGUUGGACUGGUUGUACAGGGCAGAGGUCACGCUGAAUGAGCAGGCCCGAGUGAAUGGUCACCUCCAAUCUGUCAAAACCUUCAUUGAGAACCACAAGGUCUUUCAGAAAGAGUUGGGUAAACGGGCCAGUUGUGUGAGGGCUCUGAAACGUGCCUUCAGGGAGCUGAACAAAAACACAGGUGUCAACUGUGUCUGGCUGAAAGCUCAGAUGGAGGAACUGAGUAAACAGUGGGAGCAAGUGUGCCAUGUUUCCGUAUCAAAGCAGUCUCUCCUUGAAGCUGCACUGUGUCAGGCUGAACACUUUCAGUCUUUGGUUCAGAAUUUCCUGGGUCGCCUCACACAGACUGAGAGGAAACUAACAGUUGGACUCAUCCCGGAGGAGGAGCAGGAUCUGCUGGAAUUUAAGCAACGUCACCAGGAGGCUGUUGACAGUCUGGAGUGUGAGUGCCCAGCUCUGGACUCUAUUAUCACUCUUGGGAAUGAGAUCCUGACUUCCUGUGAUCCGGAAUCAGUCAGCAUCAUCCAAUCCUGCAUCAACAUGGUGCAAGCACGAUGGGAGGAGGUGAGGACCUGGGCUAGUUACCAGGCAGAUCGAGUGGAAGCAGCAAUGUUGUCUCUCAGUUUGGAGCAGCAGGAUUUGCAGCAUCUACAGGAAUGGCUGGAGGAAGCAGCAGAGUCACUGAAUUGGAAAGAUCAGGAGCCUCUCCCUGAAAACACUGUGCAGCUCGAGGAGCUCCUAACCCAGCACUCAGUUUUAUUGGAUGAAUUGAGGAGAAAAAGAACAGAAAUAGAAAGAAAGAAAAAGCUCUCUUCCCAAAAUUUGAAUGAUCAGCAUCAGGAUUUUCAUCAACAGCAUGCCUCACCUGAGCAGGGCCACUGUUUGGGAUUUCAACUCCAUCUUCCUCUAAGGGCUGACUCCUCAGAUGCUGUGAGCCCUCUGGUUGCCCACCUCUUGGGAAGGUGGCAGCAGUUGUGGACACGAGCGUUGGAGAGACAGGCCCGACUGCAGGAGAAAGCCCAGAGACUUAAUGAGCUCCAAGCUCUGGAGAACUUCAGCUUUAAUACAUGGAGGAAACGAUACAUGCAGUGGAUCAGCAGCAAGAAAUUCCGGGUGCUGGAUAUUUUCCGAUGUAUCGACAAGGAUCAAGAUGGAAGAAUCAGCCAACAGGAAUUUAUACAAAGUGUUCUUGACUCCAAAUUUCCCACCAGCUCCCUGGAGAUGGAAGCAGUUGCUGCAAUUUUUGAUCUGAAUGGGGAUGGAUUCAUUGAUUACUAUGAGUUUGCCAAUGCACUACACCCAAGCAGAGACCAUCACCGAAGAACUGAGGAUGAAGAGAGGAUCGAAGAUGAGGUUUGUCGCCAGGUUGCUGAAUGUAACUGUGCCCAACGUUUCCAGGUGGAACAGAUUAGUGCACACAGAUACCGGUUUGGUGACUCUCAGCAACUGAGGAUGGUGCGGAUUCUCCGCAGCACAGUUAUGGUGCGAGUGGGAGGGGGAUGGAGUCCACUUGAUGAGUUCCUCGUGAAGAAUGAUCCUUGCAGAGUGAAAGGCCGGACCAACGUUAAAAUUAAGGAGAAGUACCUGGCACCCGACAGCUAUAGAAUUGGCACGGUGAAAUCAGCUGGGAACCAGACAUGGCCCCACUCCCAGGAGGGCUCGCCAAACAGAAAGAACUCGAGUGUAGCCUCCUUCAACUCAGCACCCAACAGCCCACUACCACAAAAGAAAAUAGAGAGAAGCAUAAAAAAGGAAUGAGGAGCUGAUUCCAGAGACAUCCUUCAUUCUAUGCCUUCACUCUCCACCUCCACACUCUCCUCAAUGUUUCUCAAUAAUACUGUGAUUUGAAAAUGACUUUUUAAAUUGCACAGGUUAUUUUACAUUGAUGUGUAGGUGAGGAAAAUGCAAAACUGAAUAAUAUUAAAAUCUUUAUUAUUCAGC